AUGGAACCUUUAGUGGUGGACGUUGUUCAUUUCUACCCAAAAGAAAAUGCCCAGACGCAUAACACCAACAAGUUCGAAGUUGUGAACGAGGAGAAUCCCACUGUGACCAUAGUCCGCCGCGGUCAACCUUUCAACGGCGUGGUGCGUUUCACUCGAGCAUUUGACGAAAAUGAGGACAUCGUGCAACUAGUCUUCUCGCUCGGGGACAAGCCCCAAAUGGACACACAGGGCUCCAUAUUCCUGCACAGAGAUGCGGUCCCAGAUAAGCACGCCUGGGUCGCCAAGAUCUUAGACGUACAGGGCGAUACUGUCUCUUUUGAGGUGUCGACACCUGUAACUGUGCCAGUUGGAUGCUGGGCACUCCGUGUCGUCACAAGAUUGAAGAGUUCAUCCGCCAGGGAGUUUUACGACUUUGAUCAGGAUAUCUACAUACUCUUCAACCCAUGGAAUCCGGAUGACCAAACUUACAUGGAGGACACCGCUCUGCUCCAAGAGUACGUGCUGAAUGAUGUCGGCAAGGUGUGGGUGGGGCCAAUUAAGACCACACGUGGGAAGCCGUGGUUCUACGGACAGUUUGAUGCAGCUGUGCUUCCCGCGUGCAUGUUCAUGUUGGACAGAGCUGAAAUGCCUUUCCACCUACGUGGUGAUCCAGUAAAAAUGACUCGAGUAAUCUCUCGUAUUGUAAACUCGAACGACGAUGCCGGUGUCCUAGUGGGACGUUGGGACGGGCAAUACGAGGAUGGUACAGCGCCAUCAGAGUGGACAGGAUCCGUUGACAUCCUCGCACAGUACCUGGAGACGCAGCAAGAAGUGCCCUAUGGACAGUGCUGGGUGUUCGCUGGUGUUGUAACCACAGUGUGUCGCGCUUUGGGCAUACCCUCUCGUGUGGUCUCCAACCUGGUGUCAGCUCAUGACGCCAACAGCUCUUUGACAGUGGACAAGUACUAUACGGAGACAAUGGAAGAACUGGAUUACGACCCCAACAACCCCGCUGGAGCCGACUCCAUCUGGAAUUACCAUGUGUGGAAUGACGUUUGGAUGGCGAGGCCCGAUCUCCCACCAGGUUUUGGUGGUUGGCAGGCCAUUGACGCCACACCACAAGAGACAUCCUCGGGCCUGUACCAGUGCGGUCCGGCACCAUUAGAGGCCAUCAAGCAGGGGGUAAUCGGGCUUGGUUACGAUGUAGAGUUUAUGUUGGCUUCCGUGAACGCUGACCUCAUGCGCUGGAGGAAAGACCCCGAAUCGGAGAGUGGGUACUCCAUGGUGGAUACCAAUAAUUAUCACAUCGGUCGCAUGGUUCUCACAAAGAAACCAUACGUGUUCGACCCUCUGGGCGAUGAGGACAGGAUGAACAUUACCGCCGAAUAUAAGCACAGUGAGGGUACAGCCUCCGAGAGGCUGGCUCUAAUGAAUGGAGUUCGUUACUCCGAGAGGGCUAAGAGGUACUUUGCUAUAGCUGGCAACCUCAACAGUGACAUCACUUUCAAUCUGCGCGAAAUCGACACUGUAUCUAUUGGACAGGAUUUCAGAAUCACAGUCGAUAUUGACAACACGUCCAAAGAGGGUCGCAACAUAAAAGCAGCUUUAUCGGCAACGAGCGUGUUCUACAACGGAGUAAAAGCGGAAGUUGUUAAAAAGGUUGAAGGAAAAGUUUUCGUGGGCCCUGGAAAACAUGAAGAAGUAAGCAUCCUGGUGAAAGCGGACGAUUACCUUCCAAAGCUCGUGGAGUACUGUAACAUGAAGAUAUCAGCAAUGGCCAUUGCGGACGAGACCAAGCAGUCGUGGGCUGACGAUGACGACUUUCAAAUACUGAAGCCCAAUAUUAACAUUAAGUUCAACGAAGACCUGAUCCUGGGGCAGCCGGCGACGGCAGUGCUGUCGUUCGUAAACCCGUUGGAGCGCGCGCUGACGGGCUGCGAGUUCCGCGUGACGUCGGCCGGCGUGGCGGGCCGCACGCUGCGCCUCGCCGCGCCCGACGCGCCGCCGCACGGCCUCGUUUCCGCCGAGCUGCCCGUCCAGCCCAAGAAACUAGGUACAAUAAACUUUGUGGCGACAUUCAAGUCGGCGGAGCUCAAGGACAUCAAUGGAGCGGUCAGCGUUGAAGUGUUCGAGGGUUAA
This is a messenger RNA of Parnassius mnemosyne (clouded apollo), 2118 nucleotides long. NCBI's taxonomy places the organism in Eukaryota, Metazoa, Arthropoda, Insecta, Lepidoptera, Papilionidae. The record is from the annotation of a GenBank genome assembly.